AUGGAGCGCAGCCGUGGCACCCCCGACGCCGAGCUGUUUCUUAGCAAACCCUCUGAGGAGGAUUGCGACAGCCCGACCGUCGAGCCCCUGAGAAUAUUCAAGCCUCAGAGUCCCGUACCGUCUUCUUCGUUCGACCGGUUCAAGUACCCCGCCCCUCCCUCGGCCUCGAGCACGCCGUCCUUUACCUCGAAGCCUACGUUUCCUCUGCCUCCAGGUGCCUCAAGCUCUGCCGCUCCGCUUCCAUACCCAGACGAAGAAGAUCUCCGGCCUGGCAAGCCAACCAAGCCUACUGUUAUUGCCCCGAAGCGCUUCGGCUCCGACUACAAUGAUACCACCCCGCGCUUGAACGCCAGUCCCGUCGAGACCAAGAGUCCGACGCUCGCCGAGCGACGUGGGAACGGCCCGAGGCCUUUAGGCGCUGCCUCCCCCACGAGCCCCUCAGAGGAAGGCAACCUCUUUUCAAAGCCGUUGGACGCUCCGCAACCCCAGCGCCCGGUUGCUUCUACCACAAACUACCCCUCUUACACCAAGAAGCCGUAUUACCCUCCCCCAGCCGGCGCAUCAAGCUCUACUCCUCCCGCUCAUGGCCACACUCAGAGACCACCACCUCAGCCACAGUCACAGAGUUCUGAACACCUCGACAUGCCUGGUCAGAGUAAUGUGAACAGGUUCGCAUCUACUGCUUCGACAUCCACAACACGCGCCAGCCGGGGAUCUCCACCCCCUCCUGAGACCCCUAUCGUGGAACCGGGUGUCAUUCCGGGAGGUGGAAUCGAGGCUCGAUAUGCUGCUUCUGGUAUCUCGGGCACGGCGACAUUGACUAGCUUGCAGGCACAGCAGGCACAGAGCUCCGCUGCGUCCCAGAGACUAGCUCAGUAUGGGGGGGCACCACCACCAGCACGACCCUGGACUCCCACAGAGAACCCAGAGAACCAGCCACAUGGACCGCCCACUGUGUACCUGGGGAUGAAUCCGGUGACAAGUCCCACUCAGCCCACGUUCAGUCCUCCGCCCCAGCAGCCGGUAAACGAAGGAGACCAGCCUGCCUUGCAAGUCAGCGUAUUGGAACAGGAUUUCCAGCGGAUGGGCACUAAGACUCCUCCACCCGCCUAUUCGAGCGUCAACCCAGGAGGUAACUCUUCCUACCCCGCUGAGAAACAACGACCAGCGCAGCAAAGAGCAGAUUCGCAACCGUCCGUGGCUACAACUGUCGCACAAUCACCACCUAAGAAGCCCGCCUCGGUUGGUCCUGCAGCAGCAGGACUUGCGUCGCCUUCUUUACAGGGCCAUCCAGCUUUCGCCAAUGAUCCUCGACCGGAGCAACAAAAUGGGCAGUCUGCAGCUCAGGUUCAGCAGCCGCAAGUACAAGCACAAUCACAAGCACAGCCCAUUGCAACGCCGGUUGCGCAGACUGUCCAGGCCCCUGCCACCUUCCAAAAUGCCGGACCAUCCUCUCCGCCACCGUUGCCUGAAGGCUGGAUUGCUCACCUCGACCAGAAUUCUGGGCAAUACUACUAUAUUCACCUAGCUACUCAGGCUACGCAGUGGGAAUUCCCCAAGGGCCCAAAUCCGAUCCAUCAUGAACAAGCGCCCCUAUCGCCCACUGCUUCAACUUAUGGCAAUCCUCUCGCGUCUCCGACCAUGUUCGGAAAGCAAAGCCUCGGAUCCCCGAUGUUUCCUCCGCAGACUCCUGGUUAUGCCGAGAGCAUCAUGAGUGUUGCUGCAUCUCAAACGCCUACCACGGCCGGCUUCUCUGGACCCCCACCAAGUGCUGGCGUCGAUAUGUACAAAAUACAGCCCACAAAUGGCGUAUAUUUUGGCCCGUAUCUCCGUUACUGCAAUAUGGACAUGGAGAAGGGGGCGUGGCUGGGUAGCAUUAUGAUUGUGACUGAGGGGCCGCAGCCUCCUACAAUUCACAUCCACCUUAGCGCUGACCUUUCGCCCAAUCCGCGACAGUUAGUGCCACAUAAUAUCUAUACUCACCAACGCUGGACGUUUCACAAGUAUGAUAUUGAUCUGCCCAUGAGCGAGAAUGGUACUGAGAGGUGGACCUACGCUGUGACUUCACACCUUGGAUGCACGAGAUAUGAGUUCGUCGUUGCUGGUCGCCACGAGAAUGGCUGGCGAUUCAUUGCCCAUUCCAACAAUGACUUUGCGGCGUCAACGUCUCAAAGUGAGCGCUCUAAGCUCGGUGGUGUGGGCUUCAUGUGGAAGGACGUGCUGCAAAAGAAUGUCGACUGUGGCGGUUUCCACGUUCAACUCGGCCUUGGAGACCAAAUAUACGGUGACAGGCUAUGGAAGGAGGUGCCCCUGCUGAAGCAGUGGCUAGCCAUGAGCGGCAGAGACAACAGAAAAAAUGCGCAGUGGACUGCACGCCACGAAGAGGAUGUCUCUCACGCCUAUUUCCACUACUACACCAGCCACUUUGACCAGCCCUAUCUGAGAGAGGCGUUUGCUCAGAUCCCGCAUAUAUUGCAGGUUGAUGAUCACGACAUCUUUGACGGCUUUGGUUCUUACCCUGAGUACAUGCAAGGGUCACAGAUGUUCAAGAACGUUGGCCGCAUAGCUAUCGAAAUGUACCUGCUUUUCCAACAUCACACAACUGUGGAGAUCCUCCGUAACGUCAGCAAUGAUAUGGACCUCUUCACGAUUACUGGCCAGGGCUGGCAUUUUGUGAAGUAUCUCGGUCCUGCUGUCGUUGUUGUCGGACCUGACUGCCGAUCGGAAAGGAACCAGAGCAGAGUUAUGGCGGGCCCGACUUACCAGGGUCUUUUCCCCAAGGUUGCGACACUGCCUCCCAGCGUGCAACACUGUAUCUGGAUGGUUUCAGUGCCCCUGGUUUAUCCCCGCCUUGAGGCAGUUGAGAGCUUGGCUACUGCUGUUACUACUGGUAAGAAGGCGGUCAACAUGUCGUACAACUUGCUCGGCAAGGUCACAAGUUCGGUGGCGGGCGUAGUUGGAGGCAAGGAGGUCGUUGCGCAGGGUUUUACCCAAGUGAAGAAAGCUGUCGGCAAGUCCGGUCUCAUGGGUAACGUCCUGAAUCAGUUUGGAGAGAUCGACCUCGCUGAGGUCCUCAAGGACAUGUGGACGCAUGAUUCAAAGGACUUGGAGAGGACAUAUCUUAUCCGGACUCUUCAAGGCAUCGCACAGCAGAAGGGCAUCCGCAUGACAUUCAUGUCAGGGGAUGUCAACUGUGCGGGAGCCGGCCUGGUUCAUGAUCCCACGCACCCAAGUGAUCACAAGACGAUGUACCAAAUCAUCACAUCGCCCAUCGUCGCCCAACCGGCCAGCAACUACAUUCUCAAACUUCUCCACAACAACAAGAGCCUCUACGUACCUCAGAAUGGCCACAAGUCCAACCAUGAGGUUUCGGACACCAAGGAGGACAUGAUGGAGAUCUUCCAUACAGAUGCCAGUGGCUCUGCCCGCGAGCUGAAGAAGCUCAUGGGUCGCAGAAAUUACGUGGCCGUAGUCGCUUACGACCCCGACGCCAUUCCUGGUGCUCAGGUGUCGCCUAGCGGUCCCAACGGCCAGGGCCUGACGAAGCUAAGCUUGGCGGUGGACUUUGUGGUCCAGGGUGACGGUGCUUUCACGGCACCGACGAAGUACGGUCCAGUGAUUGUGCCGCAUCUGGAGUUUGGCAGGUAG
Molecule: messenger RNA, 3648 nt
Organism: Colletotrichum truncatum
Lineage: Eukaryota; Fungi; Ascomycota; Sordariomycetes; Glomerellales; Glomerellaceae
Product: ww domain protein
Cellular component (GO): membrane
Molecular function (GO): protein binding
Source: RefSeq, a predicted model, not a curated record